UUAGGUCCAUCCACACCUCUCUCUCUCUCUCUCUCUCUCUUUCUGGCUCUUUCUCGGUGGGAGCUGAGCUGAGCCUGAGAGAAACAAACCCCAAAAUUCCGAAGCCACCGCCGCCUCUUCCGCAAACCCCCGGUAUGAUCCCCUCAAUCGCCUCCCCUCACUCCUCUCUCGCCCUCUUCCUCCCACUCCGCGCCUCUUCUCGAGGCCUGCUCCCGAUUUCGCUCGCACUCGAGCUGAUCCCCUAACCCUUGUUUCCUUCCCCGCUAGGGUUUCGUUUUUCGUGGAACUUGGAUUCGCACCGAGUAACGAAACCCUAAUCUUCAUCUUCAUGCGGUAAAAGAGGGAUUUUUAUGGAUAAAAAAGGGAGAAAAGUGUCAAUUUUGACCUUGGAAUGAUCUAGGGUUUCGAACCCCGACCCCUAUUUGAACCCUAUUUGAGGGGUUUCUCGCAUGGAAUGGAAGAAGAGGGAAAUGAUAGCAGAAUCAGGAGAAUGGAUGUGAAUCUCUACCUGGGUCUCCCUCAUUCUCCUCGCCCUCGUCGACCGGAUCUUGGCUCUGACCUCUCUCUCAACUCUUUACCCAUGCCAGCUGUCGACGACCGCCAACCGCUUGUUGAAAUGCCUGUUAUGUCAGAACUGUCGGAUCCCCACCCACCGUACUCCCCUUCCCAUUCAGCUUACUCUCCUACACUACCUGCCAUGAAUGUGAACCCCACCCCUAGUCCGGAGUACACCCCAUACUUUCCAUCCUAUGAACCCUACAAUAAUUCUUCAUACGCUCCAAUCCAACUACCGAUUGUUAACGAGAUAGACGAGUCUAAUGCCGACGAGCCCAUAGCCAUCGACGGCAGCUCUCACAUGCCUUACUCACCGCCUUAUGUUCCUCCGACAUCGACGUACUCGCCACAUUAUGCGCCCCCACCAACGACCCCUGAUGAAGUAGCUUUCAGCUUUUACCCAGCUCCACAUAUUCACGCUGGGGAGUUUUUGGGGGAGAAUAGUGGGUCCUCUUCUCGGAACGAGCUCCACCGUUCACCUGAAUUACGUUUCAGAAGAUUGAUUGAGUCGAGCCAUCGAUCUCGGUCUAGGCGAUUUAGGUCUUCGGUAUCAUUCGCUGGCGAAAGGUCCAGCUUUGGCUCACCUUCAACUCCUACUGAACAGUUAAUAAUGAAUGUAUCGAGCCCGCAAGGAUCGGUAGAAUGUACUAGGAAGGACAAAGUAUCUGUUGAAUCCAUAGCAGUGGAGGCUUCAGAAGAGGAAGCGGAAGAGAAGAACAGAAGUGCUGCUAAUUUUGAGUGUAAUAUCUGCUUGGAUAUGGCUACUGAACCUGUUGUUACUUCGUGCGGCCAUCUAUUUUGCUGGCCCUGUUUGUAUCAAUGGCUUCACGUUCAUUCUGACCAUAAUGAAUGCCCAGUUUGCAAAGGAGAAGUUACUGAAUCUAAAAUCACUCCUAUUUAUGGUAGAGGAAGUUCAGAGAAUAGUGCUGAGAAGAAAUUUAAAGGGGAAGGGGAAUCAGGUCUGAAAAUACCGCCAAGGCCACGUGGAAAUAGGGUGGAGAGCUUGAGGCAACAGUUUAGGCCUAUUUCAAGGAGAUUGGGAGAAGGGAUUGCAUCUUCAUGGAGACGGCUUUUAGACCAUCAGAUGCGUUAUGGGAGUGGUAGGCUCGAAGGGCAAGCGGACCCUGCCCUGCAGGAAAUACUUGAUGGCGCCCAUCGCCGAGCUAUAACUAGGCUAAGAGCAAGGACAUUGCUAAGGGAAGAGGUGAAUCGUAACAGUGGGUCUAUCAGUGGGUCUGUCAAUGGUGACAUUGGACUGCCCCCUGGUAACAGUGCAUUAAACCCUGUUGGGAGUACAUCGAGCUCACUUUUCCGAGAUGGAAUUGAUCUGUGGCAACGCUUUUCACUCUAUGGUAUUGCUAAUACAGAAAGAUUAGCUGCGAUAACUGCUGAUCUUGGUAGGGUGGUGGGGCAAUUCGCAAGUAUUAGUAACCGUUAUGGAGCGUCCACCUCAUCUGCUAAUCCGCCAAAUUCUGAGCCUCCUGCUGCUGCGCAUGAUGUGGGUGCAGCAUUGGGGGCGGAUCAGGUCUCUGCUUCGAGCACCAUGGCUACAAUACAAGGAGAGGUUACUAUUUCUGAUAAUCCAUCUGAACCUAACAGUGCUGGGUCUUCUAGGGCCCACAGAAGGAGGGGAAGAAGCGGCACUUCCGGUUCUCUCGAUGUUGAUGGAGGGGCUCUUCAUGCAUGUAAGAGACGAAGGCUGAACUGAAGUUCAUCUUUUAGUAAGCUUAGUUAAAUAAUUUCAUGUCUUAUUUUUGCUUUUGUUAUGCGCAAGUGUUGGGUCAUAUAUAUUAGACUGUAUGUUUGGUUUUGUUUUAUCAUUUUAUCUUGUUGCAUAGUGAUGGGUCAGUCUAUCCUUUCCCUUUUUUUUACUUUUUCGAUUUGACAUAUUGGUGGUGGGAGCGUAUAUAUAGGAGAAACCUUCAACAGCCAUGAUAGAAGAUUAUAUUUGCUGAUGAUAAGUUUCUAUAACUUAAAUGCUCAUUUGGUGUAACAAAAUGUACUUUCAUGUCUGCUUUACAGUAGUCUAUCUUUAUUGAAACUCUUGGUGAUUCCACAUUA
Ananas comosus (pineapple) is the source of this 2616-nucleotide messenger RNA. RefSeq lists its product as uncharacterized. The coding region runs from base 455 to 2263 and encodes 602 amino acids. Gene Ontology annotation, cellular component: endoplasmic reticulum. Lineage: Eukaryota; Viridiplantae; Streptophyta; Magnoliopsida; Poales; Bromeliaceae. Gene Ontology annotation, biological process: ubiquitin-dependent protein catabolic process. The transcript is spliced from 2 exons. Gene Ontology annotation, molecular function: ubiquitin protein ligase activity; ubiquitin-like protein conjugating enzyme binding. The record is from RefSeq and is a predicted model, not a curated record.